Molecule: messenger RNA, 2177 nt
Organism: Erythranthe guttata (spotted monkey flower)
Lineage: Eukaryota; Viridiplantae; Streptophyta; Magnoliopsida; Lamiales; Phrymaceae
Source: RefSeq, a predicted model, not a curated record
AUGGAGCUAAGUAUAGUGCAAGCUAGACGGAACCACAGGAAACAGCUUGAAUUAGAAGAGGCCCGUAAGGCUGGCCUUGCACCUGCCGAAGUGGAUGAGGAUGGAAAGGAAAUUAACCCUCAUAUUCCCCAGUAUAUGUCCUCUGCGCCUUGGUACUUGAAUGCAGAGAGACCGAGUUUGAAACAUCAAAGGAAGUGGAAAUCGGAUCCGAACUAUACCAGGUCCUGGUAUGAUAGAGGUGCAACCACUUAUCAGGCGGUGAAGUUCAGAAAGGGUGCUUGUAAAAAGUAUGAUGUCAAAACCCUCUAUGUACAUAUCUGUCCCCGAUAUAGCUAUGGCUGCAUAAUUUUUGUUUGUAUUCCUUACACUCUGUUGAUGUGUAUUUUUAGAUAUAAUUAUGUCUGCAUAAUUUUAUGUUUGCAUUCCUUGCGCUGUUUUGGUUAUUGGACGGUACUGAAUUUUUUUUAUCAAUCUAUCCCUUCUCAUUUAGAAUUAAGAUUUAGGGCUUGUGGAGUUUUAAUACAUAACUUCAAUAUAGGUGGUUCUUGUUGGUUUUUAUAUUUUGUGUAUGUCUUCUCUUCUAUUUGGGAUAGAUUUAUCAUGCUGUCUUAUUGUCAUAUGUUGUUCUUCACUGCCAUUGUUUUUGACUUGGUGAAGAAAUUCCAUAUUACUUCUAACCAACACAGUAGGAUGUAUGGUUUGCCCACUUUGUAUGAUGCUGCAUCUUAUAAAUACGUUAUUCAAAGGUAUGAAGCUCGGGAUGAAGCAAGAAGCAAGUUCUUGAAGGAGCAACAACUUAAAAAGUUGGAGGAAAAAAAUAGUAAUCAAAAUAACGAAGAUGGGGUUAGUGAUGAUGAAGAUAACGAGGACUCUCUCAAAGUUGAUGAGGCCAAAGUUGAUGAGAGUAAGCAAAUGGACUUCGCAAAGGUCGAAAAACGUGUCCGUACUACCGGUGGUGGUAGCACUGGAACGGUUAGAAAUUUACGUAUUCGGGAGGACACGGCGAAAUAUCUUCUUAAUCUCGAUGUAAACUCCGCCCACUAUGACCCAAAAACACGUUCUAUGCGUGAGGAUCCUCUCCCAGACAUGGAUCCAAAUGAGAAGUUCUAUGCUGGAGAUAACCAGAACAGAGUGAGUGGUCAGGCUUUGGAAUUCAAGCAGCUCAAUAUUCACGCUUGGGAAGCAUUCGACAAGGGUCAUGAUGUUCAUAUGCAAGCUGCUCCCUCACAAGCUGAACUGCUUUAUAAGAACUUCAGGGUCAAUAAGGAGAAGCUUAAGACGCACACUAAAGAUACAAUCAUGGAGAAGUAUGGCAAUGCUGCUACAGAUGAAGUACUUCCACGAGAACUAUUGCUGGGACAAAGUGAGAGAGAGGUCGAAUAUGAUCGGGCUGGGAGGAUCAUUAAAGGCCAGGAGACUUCUCUUCCAAAGAGCAAGUAUGAAGAGGAUGUGUACAUCAACAACCAUACAAGCGUUUGGGGUUCAUGGUGGAAGGACCAUCAGUGGGGCUAUAAAUGUUGUCAGCAGACAGUUAGAAAUAGCUACUGUACUGGCGCUGCUGGUAUUGAGGCUGCUGAAGCUGCAUCGGAUCUUAUGAAAGCUAAUAUCGCUCGUAAAGAGGCUGCUGAAGAAGCACCUGCACCAGCUGAGGAAAUAAGGCUUGCAACUUGGGGAACCGAAGUACCUGAUGAUCUAGUUAUAGACCAGAAAAAACUGGCUGAAGCACUUCAUAAGGAGGAUGAAAGGAAAAAAGAAGAGAGGGACGAAAGAAAACGCAAAUAUAAUGUCAAGUGGAACGAUGGGGUUACACCGGAAGACAUGGAAGCUUACAGGAUGAAGAGGGUCCAUCACGACGACCCAAUGAAGGACUUCCUCAAUUGAAGUUUGCGCUUAGAUUUUUCGGGCUCUAUGGCAAGAAAAUUUCUGUUGUGGUCUUUGAAGAUAUAACUAAUAAUAUUUCUCGGGAUGUUUAGUAGUCUUUUAAUUGGUUUAUAAUAUUAGGGUGAUGUUUCGUAAUCUUUGUGUUCUCGUCUGGAAAGCUUGAACAAAGCUUUGCAUGUCUUGUUACUCUUGUCGUGGUGUAUGUGUAUUGAAACGUUGACAAUGGACACACUUGUCUUGUUACUCUGCGUGGUCUUUGUCAAAAUUUAACAUGUUGAUGUUUGAUAUUUAAAUAA